AUGGAUGAAAGAGAUGAAGGCACAAAUGAAUUUUCAUCUGACUUGUUUAAUACAAGUAAUAUUGAUAACCUUGUUCUUUUUCAAAAUGUGAAUGAACCCCAUAGCUCAAGCAACAAUGAUUGGUCAAAAAUUACAGAACAAGAAUCAUAUAGCUUGUGGUUAUUGUUAAGUGAAUGGAGAUUGAGCUAUUUGUAUAAAACAUGCAUUGAUUCGAUGAUUGACUUAGAAUGUUUGAGAUAUAUUACAACAGCUCAAUGUGAAAAGUUGUUGAAAAAUUAUCCUUUGGGAGUUCAAAUUAAAUUUGAACGUUAUUUAACAAAUUGGAAAAAAGACAAUCCAGUUCUAAAUGAAUUAUUGGAGCUUCAAAGUGUUGGCCAAAAUAUUUCAAACGAAAUUCCUAUAAAGAUUCCUGAAACAUCAAUAACUGUUACAAAGCCAUUAUUAAGCUUAUGCGAAAUACUUGAAAGUUCAUCACAAGGACAUUUGGUGCUUGCCAACUACAAAAAGUAUGGUUCAUUAAAUGACGCGUGUAGAUUAAUUCUUGUAGAUAUGGUAAUUAAGACAGCAAUAAAAGAAGAUGUUAUUAUGACAGUUAAAACUGCAGAACAAAUUUCUGAUCAAAUUGUUGCAGCUUUCCCAAAGGAAGUUAAGGAUUAUUACUUUAUGCGUGAAGGCAGCAAAGCUCCUAAAGGGAAGUUAUACGCAAAGUAUCAUAAUGUGGUGCGCAAUUUAAAAAACGGUGGGCUUAUAGAAUCAACAAAAAGACCUAAACCAUCAAAUGUUGAAAUGAGUAAUGUCCGUCACAUGAUUAACUUUGAUUCUGAAACUGAUAUAGAUCAAUAUUUAAAUAGUCUGAAUCAUGAUAACUGCACAUUCAAUGAAAUUGAGGUUAUUUGGAAGGCAACUGUCAAGUAUAGGCUAAAUUAUAUUAAAAACAGUCAGAGUACAACUGAGACAUUAAAACAUUGGAGCAGUUACAAACUCCCAGCUGGUUAUAAAUUAAUUGAUAUUGAUUUUAAUAUGCUCUAUCCAUCUGCAUCAAACUUAUUGACUAUUUAUCCAGAUGUAUCAUCCAAACUUAUGGAAUUGUUAAAAUUAAAAAUAAAAGAUUCACAAAGUUUAAAACUACUAGAUGAAAUUCUCGAAAAGAAUUUGUUAGAAAAUGGCCGUGAUGCUUGUAUAUUUCAUCUUUUACACGCAGUAUUUAUUCCUACUGCAAAAAAAUCCACUCGUAACGAAAAAGGCCAAAAAUCCAUAAUAAAGUUUUCAAUUAGAGAUUCACAGCAGUCAUUUAUGAUUAAUGUUGAUUCAGUUUUGCAGUUCGAAGAUAUAAUAGCUAGAAAAAAAGGUUUAGGUAUCCCAAUCCAACCAUUUAUUGUGAUAAUUGGUCAAUUGCAUGAACCAAAAGACAUAAUUGUUUACUUUGAUGAUAUUAAAUACAAAGUUUUAACCAUUCAGAGAGCAGUUGAUGUCGUUUUUAAGUUGUUCCAUACAUUCAAUUUGUUAUAUCCUGAUGAAUCUUAUAUUUUAUGGUUAUUCAUACAAAAGUUUUUUUAUAAUAUUCACAUUAAGUCAGACCAAUCACAUCCAAUUAUAAGUUUAAUUAUUUCAGAACUAAAUAAAUAA
Messenger RNA from Macrosiphum euphorbiae (potato aphid), 1626 nucleotides. The record is from the annotation of a GenBank genome assembly. NCBI's taxonomy places the organism in Eukaryota, Metazoa, Arthropoda, Insecta, Hemiptera, Aphididae.